Messenger RNA from Musa acuminata subsp. malaccensis (wild Malaysian banana), 1716 nucleotides. RefSeq names its product F-box/kelch-repeat protein SKIP4. The record is from RefSeq and is a predicted model, not a curated record. Gene Ontology annotation, molecular function: protein binding. Lineage: Eukaryota; Viridiplantae; Streptophyta; Magnoliopsida; Zingiberales; Musaceae.
GCUCCUCGGAGCCUAACUGCAUCCGAAAUAUGUACUUGGGCCGAGAAUCGGCCCCACAAGGUCGUCUUGGAAACCUAGAGACGCGUUUAGGGUGAGAAGAAAAGCUUCCGCGAUAGAUCGAUCGAACGAUCGAUCGAUAUUGCUGUCUCUGAUCGGACUCCACGAGGCCUCGAGGAGCCCGCCGCCCCGACCAAGCGAAACGAGGACAGGCUUCGCCCCCGUUCCCAGCGAUCCCAGCGUUGUCGCUGCCCUUCCGGAGCUCGAUCUCCGACAGAGAACCGCCCCACCGCUUCGCCGUGACAAGUAUAUAUUUUGCAGGUUACAAAGACUAAAUUGACAUCACCAUGGCAUUUGGGCAGAAUGCUACUGAUAAUUGCCUGCAAGAAGGGUCACAUGUUGCACUAAUAAAUGGUCUUCCAGAUGAAAUUUCAAUUCUUUGCUUGGCAAGGGUUCCUCGAAGGUACCAUCACAUCCUUAGAUGUGUUUCAAGGAAAUGGAGAGCUUUGUUAUGUAGUGAAGAGUGGCAUUAUCAUCGUCAAAAGAACAAUAUGGAGGAGACUUGGAUUUAUGUCAUGUGCAGAGCAAACUUGAAAGGAAAUCUUUGUUAUGUGCUAGAUCCAGAUCCUGCUAACCGAAGUUGGAAACUCAUUCAACCUAUACCCAGUCCAUGUUUAAAGAAAGAUGGAAUGUCUGUUGAAGCUUUAGGAAAGAAGUUGUAUCUGUUAGGUGGUUGUACCUGGCAAGAAGAUGCUACGGAUGAAGUAUAUUGCUAUGAUGCUUCUGCAAAUAAGUGGGAUGUGGCAUCUUCAAUGCCAACAGCUAGGUGCUUUUUUGUGUCAGCAUCUCUGGAUGACAAGCUCUACAUUAGCAGCGGGCUUGGUCUGCGUUCAACUGCUCCAAAUUCAUGGGACAUCUACCACUCAGAUUCAGACAGCUGGAUUUCACACAAAAAUCCUCUGCAUAACCAUGAUGUCAUAAAACUCAUUGCUUUAGAAGGGAAAUUGUGUACUAUCCACAAGUCGUGGGACGGCUUUUCUUAUGCUGGGAUAUAUGAUCCUGCAUCUGCAACCUGGCAGGGUAUAGACAAUGAAAUUGCACUAUCUACUUAUGGACCUACAGUUGUUGUGGAUGGGGUACUUUACAUGUUGCACGAAUCAUCAGGGAUGCGGCUGCUGAAGUGGCAGGAAGAGAGAAAGGAAUGGGUUGCAAUUGGUAGGUUGUCUUCCCACCUCACAAGACCACCGUGUCACCUUGUGGCCAUUGGAAGAAGUAUUUAUGUGAUCGGGCAACGUCUGAGCACCGUGGUCAUUGAUGUGGAUGAAGCAGCUAAGGUUGAAGGGCUGAUGGUCAGUUCUUCUUUCAGUCCUAGAUUUGAAUGUGACCACACUGUUAUUAGCUGCAACACAAUUACCAUCUGAAUGAAUCCAGCCACAACAACUGCAGUUUAUCGGGUCUGGCAGAUCAUAGUUUCCAAAUUAUUAAUGCAGGUAUUGCAUUUGCCCAAGAGAACAUGAUUAUUGUUUUCUGUCAGCAUACAUUUCUAAACUCUUGGAUAUCAAUAAUCAUGUUCGGAGGUAUUUCUUAAUUUGAGCUCAAUGAUUGUUGUUAAGGUAAUAAGGUUGAGCAAUGUUCAUGUGAAUGUAAAUAUGUUUUGUCAGUCAGGCAUAAUUGUGAUCAUUGAAUCAUAUUCUAUGAUAAGAUUGAGCCUUAUACUCC